This is a messenger RNA of Amaranthus tricolor (Joseph's coat), 1600 nucleotides long. RefSeq names its product calmodulin-binding receptor-like cytoplasmic kinase 2. The coding region runs from base 54 to 1346 and encodes 430 amino acids. The transcript is spliced from 6 exons. The record is from RefSeq and is a predicted model, not a curated record. Gene Ontology annotation, molecular function: ATP binding; protein kinase activity. Gene Ontology annotation, biological process: protein phosphorylation. Lineage: Eukaryota; Viridiplantae; Streptophyta; Magnoliopsida; Caryophyllales; Amaranthaceae.
CAACACCCCGCCAUUUCAUUUUCUUUCCUUGCCAAUUUCUCCCUAAACUCUGAAUGAUGAACAAAAAUGAAAUGGGUAUGAAAGUCAUAAAAAAGAGUUUUGAGAACAUGGCAGUAACUCCAGAACCCGUGUCUCGAUCCACUGAUUCAAAUGGUUUAGAGGUUUGUUCUCAGAAUGGUCGGAAAUCAGGAAACCCAGUUAGGUAUGCUGUUAAAGCUGUUGCUGGAGUUUUUAUUGACUGUUUUACUCCUCCAGAUGACGAACAUCCUUCUUCUUUGAGAAAACAUGGUGAUUUUCAGCAUUGGAAAUCAUCUUCUGUUUCAUCUGGUUCAAAUGACAGCAAGAAACAUCGUAACGAUCGAUCAAGCAAACCAAUUUCGGAGUAUGAUCUUCUAAAUGGGAAGUUCACCAUGGCACAAAUAUACAAGGCAACAAAGGAUUUUUCCCCUUCAGUUAGGCUUGGUCAAGGAGGCUUUGGUACUGUCUAUCGAGGAACUCUCGAUGAUGGCACACUCGUUGCUGUGAAACGCGCUAAGAAGAAUGAUUAUGGUAAGCAUUUAGGAGCAGAAUUUCGAACCGAAAUCCAAACGUUAAAUCAGAUUGAUCAUUUGAACUUGGUAAGGUGUUACGGGUAUCUGGAAGAGAAAGAAGAGCGAAUUCUUGUUGUCGAGUAUGUUCCUAAUGGAACUCUUCGAGAACAUUUAGAUUGUUUACGAGGUGAGGCUUUGGAUAUGGCUGCAAGGCUUGACAUUGUAAUAGAUGUUGCUCAUGCCAUUACAUAUCUUCACAUGUACACAGAUCAUCCAAUCAUUCAUAGGGAUAUCAAAUCUUCAAACAUUCUUCUGACAGAACGUAAACGAGCAAAGGUGGCUGACUUUGGUUUUGCUCGAUUAGCUGCUGAUAGAAACGCCGGUCAUACUCAUGUGUCUACUCAAGUUAAAGGCACUGCCGGAUAUUUAGACCCGGAAUACCUCCAAAGCUACCAGCUCACUGAGAAGAGCGAUGUAUAUUCCUUUGGGGUAUUGUUGGUGGAAAUUGUGACAGGUAGACGUCCUAUUGAAAAUAAACGAAUGGUGAAAGAGCGGAUUACAUCAAGAUGGGCUAUAAUGAAGUUAACAGAAGGAGAUGCAAAAGCAACCCUUGAUCCUCGAGUAGAAGCGACAACAACAAAUAUCAUAACAGUAGAAAAGAUCCUCGAACUGGCCUUAAUAUGUCUAGCUCCACACCGAGUAAACCGGCCAACAAUGCAAAGAUGCGCAGAGAUCCUAUGGAGCAUACGCAAGGACUUUCGAGAGCUAUCAGCCGCUUCAGAUGACGGACCUCUCUCCUCAUCCUCCACACAGUAAGACAGCUCAAUGGGAGAUGCCGUGCUAGAAUCAUUAGCAACUACACCACUUUCCGGAGCUCAAUAAGCGAAGAGAGCACAUUAUAAACAGUUUUUUCCCGUUUUAGAUGUUAUGGGUAUUUUACGACAUUAUAUAGUGAAGAGAUAUGUGUUAGACACCAAAAUAAGUAUUAGAAUUUGAGUUGUAUUGAUCUUUAUAGCAUAUCCGGUGUAACUACAAGUGAUUUAAAGGAGAAAUAUACAUAUAUUACACAA